CACGCAUGCGCAUUGAAAGCCUUGAAUUGGAGAGGCUAGUGAAAGUUGGUUCCUUGUGUUUAGCUAAUGUGUAUGUCCGUUUGAGAUCUACUUUGGAAAUAUGGCUGCUCGAUACGAUAGAGCUAUCACUGUCUUCUCUCCUGAUGGACAUCUGUUUCAAGUAGAAUAUGCUCAAGAAGCAGUAAAGAAGGGUUCUACAGCUGUUGGAAUCCGUGGGAAAGACAUUGUUGUGCUAGGUGUAGAGAAGAAGUCUGUGGCAAAGCUGCAGGAAGAGAGAACUGUUAGGAAGAUCUGUGCCCUUGAUGAACACGUUUGUAUGGCCUUUGCAGGUCUCACGGCUGAUGCAAGGAUCGUCAUUAACAGAGCAAGGGUAGAGUGCCAAAGCCACAGACUUACAGUGGAGGACCCUGUUACUGUAGAAUACAUCACUCGAUACAUUGCAACCCUUAAACAGCGUUACACACAAAGCAAUGGACGGCGUCCCUUUGGCAUCUCUGCCUUGAUUGUGGGUUUUGACUAUGAUGGGACUCCACGGCUGUAUCAGACAGACCCUUCAGGAACAUACCACGCAUGGAAGGCAAAUGCAAUUGGGCGCAGUGCUAAGACUGUGAGGGAGUUUCUGGAAAAGAACUACACAGAUGAAGCCAUUGCUAGUGACAAUGAUGCCAUCAAACUGGCUAUUAAAGCCCUGCUAGAGGUUGUCCAGUCUGGUGGAAAGAACAUUGAGCUGGCUGUGAUCAGGAGAAACCAGCCCCUCAAGAUUCUGGAGUCCAAGGAGAUCGAGACUCUGGUUGCUGAAAUUGAGAAAGAGAAAGAGGAGGAAGCUGAGAAGAAGAAGCAGAAGAAAUCCUCAUAGGUUCUAAGCACGCUCUCACUAAGUCCUUUACGCUGUUCUGUUUUGUUUAUAUGGGCAGAAGCACUUGGCUCAGACCCAGGCCUCCUUUCCCACCCUCUGUUAGUUAGGAGCACAUCUCUAUUUCCUAUGAACCUCACUUAGAGUAUUUCAUCAAGUUCAACUUUAAAUGCAAUAUUUAAUCACUGAUUUUUUUUGACAAGCCCUUUUUUAAAAAUGUUCUUCCUCAAAUGUUUCCUGUGUAUGUAAAGCAUGUUUUUGGAGGACUCAACAAUGGAAUUGGAUAUAAUGCAGUGACUACAGCAUGGAAAGCAUUCCCCCUUUUUUAAAAACCUGGUUAGAUGCACUGUCUCUACUGCAGUAGAGGAUUUUGUGAGGAUGUGCUCAAACUGACAUACGGAAAUAAAGUAUUGUUGUUUGUA
This is a messenger RNA of Pygocentrus nattereri (red-bellied piranha), 1275 nucleotides long. It is a transcript of the gene psma8, whose product is annotated as proteasome 20S subunit alpha 8. Gene Ontology annotation, cellular component: proteasome core complex, alpha-subunit complex; nucleus; proteasome core complex. Gene Ontology annotation, biological process: ubiquitin-dependent protein catabolic process. The record is from RefSeq and is a predicted model, not a curated record. Bases 101 to 856 code for a protein of 251 amino acids. The transcript is spliced from 7 exons. Lineage: Eukaryota; Metazoa; Chordata; Actinopteri; Characiformes; Serrasalmidae.